Molecule: messenger RNA, 1347 nt
Organism: Ochotona curzoniae (black-lipped pika)
Lineage: Eukaryota; Metazoa; Chordata; Mammalia; Lagomorpha; Ochotonidae
Product: C-type lectin domain family 4 member A-like
Exons: 7
Coding region: 236-1018 (260 amino acids)
Source: RefSeq, a predicted model, not a curated record
CCCAGCUGACGGGCCUUUUGUUGAGAUGGAUGAGGACUGGUGAGAUAGAGAAGUGGGGAAUACAGAAUGGCCUCUUCCCCCAGUAAGUGGUCAAGAGAGUCAUUUUCAGAGUUCUGGAGGUGACCAGAGAGAUUGAUGAUGGAGUUGCUUAGGAACCCACAGCAAGGCAGGGCCAACAGAGCAGCAGCUUCCGUGUGCAUGGGACCCGGCAUUGCCCUCCCUGCUGUGCUGGGGGAUGGAGACUCUCAAACGUCUAAUGGUUGAAAUGCCUGAGACAUUGUCUGAAGAAAGCAGAAACUCUGUCAACAUGGCUUCAGAAAUCACUUAUGCUGAAGUGAAGUUCAGCAAUGGAACCGUGGCCUCAGGCGUCCAUCCAGGCUCCGCUGCAGCGCCCAGACCGACGACAACGCCUCACAGAAGUAACCCUGGUUUUCCCAAGUUCCUCGCGGCCUCUUUGCUGGCAUUCCUCCUGCUCCUGGCAGUCUCGCUCCUCGUCGCGUUUAUUAUUUUCUUUCAAAAAUAUUCUCAGCUUCUUGAAGGAAAAAAGACUUUAAAAGAACUAAAUCACACGGCGUUGGAGUGUCUGAAAAAGAAUGUUAAAGAGAAAACCUGGAGCUGCUGCCCAAAGAACUGGAAGCCAUUUACUUCCAGCUGCUAUCUGAUUUCCUCGGACUCCAGAUCUUGGAAUGAGAGUCAGAGCUACUGCUCUGCCAUGGCCGCGCACCUGCUGGUGAUCAACAGCAAGGAGGAGGAGAAUUUCAUCAUCACAAAUCUGCAAAAUAAUCUGGGUUACUAUGUGGGACUGUCAGAUCCAGAGGGUUGGAGACGUUGGCAGUGGGUUGAUGAGACACCAUAUGAUGGAAACGUCACAUUCUGGCAUAAGGGUGAACCCAACGAUCGGAACGAACGUUGCGUUAUGUUAAAUUUUCGUUAUGUUCCGAACGCCUGGGGCUGGAAUGAUGUCCAGUGUGCUCAGCGUCAAAUGUCAAUUUGUGAGAUGGCGGAGAUCUACUUAUGAACUAACGUUGUCCGUGAAUGUUUGGUUGGAUUCACACCCAGCAAGACAGAGCCAGCUGUGCUUACUUAUGUGUAAGGAAUGCUUAUCAUGUUUUAUGCACAUGGUCGGUUAUUCCAUCCAGGAGAGAAUGAAUCAACACACUGCUUUCCUGACUCAUUAGGAAACCUUUAUUGAGCAUUUUCCAUAUGCCAGAGACUCUGAUGGAUACUCUUGGCUUGUUGUUUGCUGAUGGAAUGAAACGAUGGGACUCUUCCACUCAUCUCACCUUUCUUUUUCUCCUCCCAGCUUCGUUGAUGUAUAGUUGACAAAUAAAAUCAUAAACAUUUAAA